Verticillium alfalfae VaMs.102 is the source of this 1119-nucleotide messenger RNA. RefSeq names its product ketoreductase. The transcript has a single exon. Gene Ontology annotation, molecular function: oxidoreductase activity, acting on the CH-OH group of donors, NAD or NADP as acceptor. Bases 1 to 1119 code for a protein of 372 amino acids. The record is from RefSeq and is a predicted model, not a curated record. Lineage: Eukaryota; Fungi; Ascomycota; Sordariomycetes; Glomerellales; Plectosphaerellaceae.
AUGGCGACGCAUGAUUCUCCCAUCGUGCUCGUGACGGGCGUCAACGGCCACAUUGGCUCGACCGCAACCGCCGCCUUCAUCGCCGCCGGCUACCGCGUCAGGGGCACCGUCCGGUCUCUCGAGAAGCAUCAGGCCACUCUCUCCGAAGCUUUCCAAUCUCAUAUCGACGCUGGCCUGCUGCAAGUCAUUGGCAUUCCCGACUUCAACGCCGAUGGUGCCUUUGAUGACGCGGUAAAGGGCGUCCAUGCCAUCGCCCACACGUCUCCCCCGGGCCUUCGCUUCGACGAAUACGUCGGCGGACCCAAAGCCAUCAUCGAGCGCGCCAGAAGGAGCACCCAAAACCUCCUCUCAUCUGCCGAGGCCCACGCGGGCGCCACCCUCAAAUCGGUGGUUCUCGUCUCGUCCCUCGCCGCCAUGAUGCGCCUUCAAGACGAGCCGGGCUACCGCUACACCGGCGACGAGUUCAACACCGAAUACAUUGACCUCUCGCUGCAGGCUGGCGACGAGGCCGGCCUCGGCCUGCUGUACGGGGCGGUCAAGGUCGCCGAGGAGCAGGCGUUCUGGGACCAUCUCAGCGAUCCCCAGCGCAAGUCGACCUUUACAGGAGCGGUGGUCAGCCCCUCCUUUGUGGCCGGUCCGAUCCUCGUGAGGCCUGGGGAGCCGGACAGCAUGACACCCAGCAUGAAGACGGUGUGGUAUAUCUACGCGGGCGCCGUGUGGCCUGACGAGUUCCCCAUGCCGACCUGGGUCGACGUGCGGGACGUCGCGAAAGCGAUUGUCUUUGGCGUGCAGGAGCCAGAGAAGGCCAAGGGACGGAGGUUCCUGCUGGCCGCCUACCGGGUCGGGCGUCAGGCUUUUGCGGACGUUCUGCGAGAGAAAAUCCCCGAGCGGAAGGAUGUCAUCCGGGAGGGAACGCCGGGAAAGGGUUACCCUGCCGACUAUGUGACAUGGGGAGCCGAGGAGGUGGGCAUGGAUGGCAGCCGAUUGACUGAGCUCAGUGGGCAGGGAUAUCUUCCGUUUGAGGAGUGUGCGGUGGGCACUGCGAAGUCUUUCGAUCCGUACCUUGCGGAGGGCAAGGAGAAGCGGUACACGGAGGAAGUGCCGGUCCUUUUCCAGUGA